UAAAAACACCAAAACACCAGUAAAUUUCGCUCGUUUCCCCAAACAAAAAUCACUGCACAGCAGAUUGACUUAUUUGCACCCGGCUGCCUUGAUUGAUAAGCAAAACAAAAACAAACAAGAUGCGCGCGUAAAUCAGCACAAAACAAAAUCGAAAAAAACAGCGCUGCCAGGUCGUUCUGUCAUACGAGGGGAGAGCCGAUGCGUGGUUCAACGUGGUACCCGCGGUUCACAGCUUAUGAGUCAUACUUUUUGACAAAUGUUGUUCGGAGUGUUUAGUCUUUAAUUAGUCUAUGGUUUUUACCUAGACUAAAAACUCAAAAACUUGACAAGUUGACAUCUUGACAACUGAAUAAACAUAUGAAUAACAACAUAACAACUGAUAAUUAUUUGAAAAUAGAAUAUUCAACCCGAACCAGUCCAAUAAACUUUGUCACCCCUGACGGUAUCCAGACUAAUUUCAACCAGAAGGCACCUUCCAGCUCUCUUCUUGCAGUCUGUCACUUUUGGGACAAGUAGGGGAACAGCAUCUAAUUCCAGCGUGCCUCUAAUGUUGCCAUAUCAGCAUUUUGGCAUUGAAUUACAGCUCAUUAAAAGCGUUUUCAACUGAAAUCGAGUGAUAAAUAGCUCAACAAGAAAUGAGCAAGCAAGACUCUAUCAAAAGUUUUGCAAAAUUAGUUGUUUAAAUAGUGAAAAUCAGCAAAUUGGAUGGAAUUAGGAGCAAGUGCUUAACCUGCCAAACAUACGAGAAUUUUCCCUAGUUCCCCGUAGCGCUGUGUUCAUGUGCCAGGAUUAUAAUUUCAGGAUGUUUCCCCGUCCUUUAAGCACGCGCUAUCCAACAACAUGUCAAUCCGAGGCCAAACGUACUGCAGCACGCAAAAAAAAAAGAAGACAAUCCGUCAAUUUCCGCCCGCUGUUACAUCGACACCCGGGUCAUCAAGAAUCGGCACAAAUUUCAACCGAGUCGAAACUUGCCGUCGUGCAAUAUUGGCACGCGACAAAAACUUUGCGCGAAGUGCGUUUUUUUUUCGUGGGCUCGUCGUACCUGCGGGCACGAUAACUGCAAGCUGGCCAAAACCCGCCGAUCAAUAAAACCGACCCCCUUCUCGGAAGAGGUUUCAGUUUGGUAGCAGACCGUCCCGCUGGAAGGAUGAAGUUCGUGAUCGUAUUAGCCCUCGUCGUCGUGGCCACCCUUGGCCCGGUUUGUGCCGCGCCGGCCAACUCGGAUGCGCUCCAGGUGGUAGCCGCUGAGCAGGACGCAACCACCACCGACGAGAAGACGGUGGACGUUGAGCUGAGUGACGCCGCGACCGACAACAAACUGUCCGAGGAGCCAGGUACCGACGGUGACGUUGAUGAUACGCGUUCUAAACGGUCAGUUGCUUGUACCGAUAUCGUAGGCGCGAACGGCGAAACCGAAACCGUGUGCGACGAGGAUCAGGAUGCGGCGGCCAGCGAGCCGGACAACGCGCAGCAGCGGUACGCCUCCGGCGGCAAGGGAGGGGACGGGUACGGAGGCGGCAAGGGAGAAUCCUCGUACGGGUAAGGCUUGCGUGUGAAGGUGGGGGUCUCGUUACGAAAACUUGAAGUAGUUGUUUGUCUUGUUACAGCGGUGGAUACGGCGGUGCUGAUCACGGCAAGGGUGGAGAGUACGGUGGCCAC
Messenger RNA from Culex pipiens pallens (northern house mosquito), 1659 nucleotides. RefSeq lists its product as uncharacterized. NCBI's taxonomy places the organism in Eukaryota, Metazoa, Arthropoda, Insecta, Diptera, Culicidae. The coding region runs from base 1148 to 1543 and encodes 131 amino acids. The transcript has a single exon. The record is from RefSeq and is a predicted model, not a curated record.